AUGACGGAAGAGUUGGAGGCUUUUCGUCGGACUAAUACUUGGGACCUUGCUCCUUUGCCUUUUGGUGUUAAACCGAAGUACAUUCCAGACAUUCUUGAGCGUGCUACUCUCAGUGAUCCUUCCAUUGCUACUACUCUUCUCUCCACAUUGAUGGAAAUGAACUUGAAACUUUGCCAUGAUGAUGGUGAUCCCUUAUCUCAGCCUACUCGAGAUCAAAAACUUGUCGGAGCAUUGGUUUAUCUUCCAGCAACACGUUCGGAUCGCUAUGCAGUACACAUCUUGAGCCAGUUUGUCAGUAGUUUAACUUUCAUUCACUAUGCAGCUCUUAUUUGGGUUCUUCGAUAUCUCCGUGGCACUAUAACCCAAUCAUUAUUUUUCCCUUCAGACUCUUCUUUGUCUCUUCAUGUAUAUUAUGAUGCUGGAUGGGCUGAUGAUGCAGACACUCGACAUUCCACUACUGGCUUCUUUAUUUUUCUAGGUUCAUCUCUCAUCUCUUGGCGUAGUAAGAAUAAAGCCGUUGCCUCUCGUUCUAGUACGGAGUCCAAGUACAGGGCGUUGGCAAACACCACAGUUGAGUUGAAAUGGCUCCACACUCUUCUAUGA
This is a messenger RNA of Asparagus officinalis (garden asparagus), 603 nucleotides long. RefSeq lists its product as uncharacterized. The transcript is spliced from 2 exons. The coding region runs from base 1 to 603 and encodes 200 amino acids. The record is from RefSeq and is a predicted model, not a curated record. NCBI's taxonomy places the organism in Eukaryota, Viridiplantae, Streptophyta, Magnoliopsida, Asparagales, Asparagaceae.